CCUCCUGCCUCAGCCUUUCAAGUGCUGAAAUUACAGGUGUCUGCCACCAUGCCCAGGUCUCUAUCAUCGUCUGAGAAGACAACAACAAACCUACCUUUCACCAUCAUGACCCAGCCGCCACCUCCAUCUCAGACGGAGACUGUGAUGCCCGGGAGGGUGAGUCAGUAGCCAUGAAUUACAAACCAUCCCCGCUCCAGGUGAAGCUGGAGAAGCAGCGGGAGCUGGCCCGGAAGGGCUCCCUCAAGAAUGGCAGCAUGGGCAGCCCUGUCAACCAACAACCCAAGAAGAACAAUGUCAUGGCCCGGACAAGGCUGGUUGUCCCCAAUAAAGGCUAUUCCUCACUUGACCAGAGCCCAGAUGAGAAGCCACUGGUAGCCCUUGACACGGACAGCGAUGAUGACUUUGACAUGUCCAGAUACUCCUCUUCUGGCUACUCUUCUGCUGAGCAGAUCAACCAAGAUUUGAACAUCCAGCUGCUGAAAGAUGGCUACCGGUUAGAUGAGAUCCCUGACGACGAGGACCUAGACCUCAUCCCUCCCAAGUCUGUGAACCCCACCUGCAUGUGCUGCCAGGCCACGUCCUCCACCGCCUGCCAUAUUCAGUAGCGGGCGGGGCCACUGCGGCUUCAUGGGGAGACGCAACUCCACUUGGGCCAGGUUGGAUGGGGCAGGGGCCAACCCCUCCCUUGCUCUCCACCUGCCCCCAGGCCUGUGCCCCCUACAGCCGCCAACCUCGUAACAGUCAUUGCUUCCUCCUAUGGUAGGACGUGUACCUCUGUGUGUUCGCGGAGUCGGAGAAACCAAAACCGGGUCUCUCUCCACCCUGGGGGACUGAGGAGGGGUGGGGCUCUUUGUUCAGUUAUUUGAGGGACCUCACUCAGCACUCUGUCCUCUUCCCCAAGGCUACAGUCUCGAGGCUACAGGGACCGGAUAGCAGGGAGGUCAACACUAAUAUGCAAAGAGGAGGGAAUCACACAGUCAGCAAAGCCAUGAAUUCCCCAUCCACCGCCUGACAAGAAAAGGGGUUUGGAUGGACAAAGGCCCAAGGAAGUGGCAGCAUGCACUAGGUCCUAGCAUCCAUGUGCCCUCUGCUAGCCCAUGUACCUCUUUGUGCUUUUCACCUCAUCUCCAGAUGGGAAGCCUGUCAAGGAGGCCACAUGGGAUAUGGUCCCUUGCCCAUCAGAUUACUGCCUUCCUCCUCUUUGUCCCAUUCACCCCUUCCUUGCUCUCUGGCUUGGGAGAAGGUAAAGAGACCCACGAGGGAGAGGUAAGACCUGUCCACACUGGCCCCUAACCAAUGCAUCUAUCUCUCAGCCUCCCCUGUCCUCCACCCCCAACACUCUUGUCCAUUGGUCCCAGGCUGGAAGCAAGGGGUAAGCUGGCCUUUAAUGCCCCAUUCCCAUCUUAUCCCAGCCCAAAGCCUGGAGGGCUGGUUCCAAUUAAAAUUCUUCAAAAAGCAAGCUUAGGAAAAUGCAGUGGGCUGAGCGGCUAUGCAUAUAUGGCUGUGUAUACUUGGCUCUGUGUGUGUGUGUGUGUGUGUGUGUGUGUGUCUGUGUGUCUGUGUGUGUGUGUGUGUGUGUGUCUGUGUGUCUGUGUGUCUUUGUGUCUGUGUCUUUGCUGGACCUAUCCCUCCAGGUCUCUCUUGUCAUAGAUGUGUCAGAUGUGAAUGUAUAACCUGUUUACAAUUGGGAGAGGCUGCUUAGCAGUGCAGUGGACUGAGAGCCUAGCCUGCGAGUCUAAAGCCUGUGUUCUGGUCCUAACUCUGAUGCUGCAUAUCUUCAGCAAGCUAUAUGCUAUCUCUGGGCUUCAGUUUUCUCAACGGAAAAAUCCACAGCAGCUGAAAUUAUUGUUAAGGUUCUUUCAUACCCAAAGGAAUUUCUUCACAGGAAUUUCUGCAGAGGAGUAUGAGAUCUCUAUGUGUCUCUGAGUGUGUCUAGCAGGCUCCCUGGGGUAUGUGUUUGUGUGGAAAGGGUAAGAGGAAGCACAUGAGGAUCUGUGUGGAAGAGAUUUAUGUUUCUGUGUGAAUAUGUGUAGAGUAUCUACUUUUGUGUGCAGCUGUGUGAAGUAUCUGUGGGUCAGAAUAUUUGUCCUGUCGCUUCUGCUACUAUUGCUGGUCUAGGGGCAGAGGCCAAAACAACUGAGGAUAAAGAUCAAGAGGGAAGAGGUGAAUAGGGGCUGGGCAAUUCAUAACCUGCCUCCAUGUGAAGAGAAAUGAAAGUACAUGUAGCCUCAGACUGCUUGGGCCUGUGCCCACAAGCCUCCUCCCACAGAGCAAAGAAGUACACUUCCCCAGUCCCCCAUGCUGACAGCCAACACAUGCCGGGUAUCCACUGUCAUGGAUACUACUCUCUGGACACUAGUCCUGGGAGGCAGGAGCUGGAAGGGGGUGAAGGAGAGGAGCAGAGGGGUAGCACCGGCUCCUGCUCCCCAUCCAGGAGAUGCCAGCUCCAAAGUGUUGGGGUGCAGCUCUCCAUUCCCCACACUUCUAACCCACCUUUAUCUCUUCUAAUGCAAGGACUCUAUCUAGUUAGAUGAUGAGAAAAUGCCAAAGGGAGGCAAGAACAAUCAAGGUAAAUUCAGAGCCCACAAGAACCAUAGUGACCCCCACCUGAGCCCCUCUCCCACCCUGGUCAGCAUCCCACCACCACUGGCAUCUGGGCCCCAGAGCCAGGCCUCCCACUACACCGUUAGCCCCUGGGCUCCUUGAUUCCCCUUCUAGAACAUGGGUAUCUCCUCUUUUUUAGAUUUCCACAUUUUUCUCUUGACUUACGGUGUGACACUGGCCCAUUGAUCAAUCUCUGUGGCCCUGAGGAAGCCGGAAAAAGUUCCCUUCCCACAGGACAUACUAGCUCCCUGGCAGGCAAGGGCUUCAACUAAGGCAGUACAUAUAUGGCAGGAAGAGACAGGAAGCUGGCAGCCAGCAGCUUCCUCAUCUAGAGUUCAUGGCUCUCCCCCCCCCUUUGCAUUCUAGGAGGCUGAAGGGGAAGAACCAAGGCCUUGGCUUGCCCCUCCCCCUGCCCCUGCCCCCUUGUAGAUACUGCCUUAACACUCCCCCUAACCCCCAGCUGUGGCUGCUACCCAGCCAGGUUUCUCCGUGCUCACUAAUUUAUUUUCAGGAAGGUGUGUGGAAGACAUGAGCCGUGUAUAAUAUUUUUUUUAACAUUUCCAUCGCAGUAUUGACCAUCAUCUUUGGUUGUGUAUUGUGUAACACAAAUAAUGAUAUUAAAAGCAUCAAACAA
Molecule: messenger RNA, 3238 nt
Organism: Fukomys damarensis (Damara mole-rat)
Lineage: Eukaryota; Metazoa; Chordata; Mammalia; Rodentia; Bathyergidae
Gene: Fam219a
Product: family with sequence similarity 219 member A
Exons: 6
Coding region: 171-605 (144 amino acids)
Source: RefSeq, a predicted model, not a curated record